UUAAUCCUCUCUUUCUCCCUCUCUCUUCUGGUUUUUUCUUUUUCCUUUCUCGAGCUCUGCAUAAGCAGAAGCGAAAUACAAAUAAUGUUAGCGUGUUUCGCGGACCACCUUGGCUUAUGCAGAGCCACUGCAAUUGGGUACUUGUUUCUGUUACUCUUCUCUUUCUUCAUCAGCAUUUCCACUUCUUGUUCCAAUGGAAACUGCCAGGUUUUGGAUUCAUGUUCACAGGCUACAGAUUGUGGUCCAGGCCUUUAUUGUGGAAACUGCCCUGCUUUGGGCAAGACUCAACCUUUUUGUACCAGAGGCCAAGCUACCAUACCCACUUCUGUUAUUGGUGGAUUGCCUUUCAACAAGUAUUCAUGGUUGGUGACUCACAAUUCCUUCAGCAUAGUGGAUGCACCAUCUUUGCCAGGUGUUCAAAGACUGACAUUUUACAAUCAAGAAGACACUGUUACUAAUCAGUUGAUGAAUGGAGUGAGGGGGCUGAUGUUGGACAUGUACGAUUUUGAUGGAGAUAUUUGGCUCUGCCAUUCAUUCCGGGGGCAAUGUUUCAACUUCACUGCCUUUCAACCUGCAAUUAACACCUUGAGGGAAGUAGAAGCAUUCUUGACUCAAAAUCCUACAGAGAUUGUGACCAUUAUAAUUGAGGACUAUGUGCAUACACCAAAAGGACUGACUACGCUUUUCACAAAUGCUGGUUUGGACAAAUAUUGGUUUCCUGUGGCCAAGAUGCCGAAAAAGGGUGAAGAUUGGCCUACUGUGAAUGAAAUGGUGCAAGCAAAUCAUCGCCUUUUGGUUUUCACUUCAGUUGCUUCGAAGGAAGCAGAGGAAGGAAUUGCAUAUCAGUGGAAGUACAUAUUGGAAAAUGAAGCUGGAGAUCCAGGGGUAAAGCCAGGCUCAUGCCCAAACAGAAAAGAAUCACGGCCACUUAAUUCAAAAAGUGCCUCUCUUUUCCUAAUGAACUACUUUCCAACUUUCCCGGUUGAAGAUGAAGCUUGCAAAGAACAUUCAGCACUACUUGCUGACAUGAUUGGCACCUGCUAUAAAGCAGCAGGGAUUAUGAUGCCAAAUUUUUUGGCAGUCAACUUUUACAUGAGGAGUGAUGGAGGUGGUGUUUUCUAUGAUUUGGAUAGCAUGAAUGGCCAGAGAUUAUGUGGAUGUAGUACUAUUGCAGCCUGCCAGGCUGGAGCACCCUUUGGAUCUUGCAAGAACAUUUCUAUACCUACUACAAGUCCAAUUACCAAUACUGCAGGAAGCUUUUCUGGAUCUGUUCAGUUCUCAAAAUCUGCUUCAACAGUCUAUUUUCCUAACCGCCUGGUUGUUGGCUUGUUUUCUUUUCCAUGGAUAAUGUUGUUAUUGUGACUAGAAUAGAUAUUUUUCAGGAUAGCAUCUACACUUUUAGGAGAGCUUAUGAUAUGUCAGUAUGUAAAUUUUGGAGUCGAGGCUUAGUAUACUACAUCUCUGCCUUAUUGGGUGGAAGGUCAAGGAAUGCUUGUUAGAGUCAUAGAAUUUGAUUACAAUCAGAGAUCUCUUGAGAUUCUUCUGUUGACGGAAAAUCAAAUUGGCUGUACGGAAUCCGAGUUAGAUAGUGGCCAAGAGAGGCCUGGAAUGUCCCAAGUAGUAGUUCAGGUAUGCAAUUUGCUUCACUAUAUGAAAUUGUCUUCUUAGGUGCAGAAUUAAGUUGCACUAUAUUAUUUGUCUGAUAAUUGCGAUCUGCUAGAUGUGAACAUUAUUGUACUGACAAAGUUUGCUUUACCAAUAACACUACUGCUUGAUUUAGAGAUC
Molecule: messenger RNA, 1785 nt
Organism: Theobroma cacao (cacao)
Lineage: Eukaryota; Viridiplantae; Streptophyta; Magnoliopsida; Malvales; Malvaceae
Product: PLC-like phosphodiesterases superfamily protein
Biological process (GO): lipid metabolic process
Molecular function (GO): phosphoric diester hydrolase activity
Source: RefSeq, a predicted model, not a curated record